Messenger RNA from Anisakis simplex (herring worm), 2376 nucleotides. NCBI's taxonomy places the organism in Eukaryota, Metazoa, Nematoda, Chromadorea, Rhabditida, Anisakidae. The record is from the annotation of a GenBank genome assembly.
AUGAACGAUUUGGUGAGAGAUUUGCAGCUAGCUCACUGUAUUGAAACCUUUUAUACGGGUGGUUCAGUAGAAUGGAGCGCAGAUGGACGUUGUUUGUUCACAACUUGUUCGAAUGUUGUGAAGGCGUUGAAUGUUGAAGAUGCGAGCACUCGUUACAUUAUUGGUGACCCAGAAGAGUCUAGUCAUGUCACGUGCGCCCAGCGUGUACCAAAUUCGAACAGACUCAUCGUGGCCUACUCCAAUGGCCUUCUCGUUGAGUAUGCCUUACCAAUAUUGGGUGCAGUUGUACCAGAAGGCACAGAGCUGAAACCAACCCUGAUGAAACAAUGGAAGUCGACACACACGGCACCGAUAAAGAUUCUGAAAUUCUCUCCAGAUUCAGAGAUGCUCGCGACUGGAUCAGCGGACUUUGCUGUAAAGGUAUGGAAAUUGGAUUCACAGUGUUGUGUAGCGUCUCUGAAAGGCACUUCAGCAGUCACAGAAGCAUUAUUCGUGGAUGCGGAUCGUAUCCUUAUAGGUUACAUGGAUGGAAUGAAAUUUUGUGUCGCUUUUAUGCUUGACGGCGUGAAUGUGCCGCUGGAUCCAGCCAGUCAAAUAGUCUCGUUGUUGCUAUUGAACGCAACAACAGCAGCAACGAUCAGUCGAGAUCAGACGAUAGCAUUGGUGAAUGUGGAGACAAAUGAGAAAAUGAAAACUUUGCCGUUGUUCGAGCCUGUCGAAUCGGCAGUGCUCAUGGAUGAUGGAACGAUGUUGACGGUCGGCGAAGAGGGUAUCCUUAAGAGUUGGCAACCAAUGACGGGAAAGUUGUUGAAAUCGACGACCAUUUGCAGGUGUCGUAUCGACCAAAUUCUGCGAAAUCCUAUUUGUGGUGAGCUGUUGCUGAUAAGUUGUGAGUCGAAUUUGUAUAUAUUGGAUGAGCGAACGUUCGAAGUGAAACGUGAAAUGGUCGGUUUCAAUGACGAAAUAUUCGAUUUGGAGUUCGUUGGUUCCAAAAGCGCGGAACAGAAAUAUAUGAUGGUUGCGGCGAAUAGUCCUGAGAUACGAAUGUAUAGCACACAAACCUGGGAAUGCCAUCUUAUUUCUGGUCAUACUGAAAGUAUUUUGUCGGUCAUAAGUGCCCCGUGGGAUACGAGCGUAUUUGCGACGUCGUCAAAAGACAACUCGUUUAUUGUAUGGAAAUUAGACGAAGGCGACAGGAAGACACCAGUUCCACGAAAGAUUGCCUUAGCGACAGGCCAUACGAACAAUGUAACGGCGAUACGUUUUUCGAAUACGUCGAAAAAGCAUUUCAUCGUGUCUGUCUCAAAUGAUACAACUCUUAAACUGUGGUCGCUAGCAGACGUUGGUACGUCGGAUUCUGAAUGUGUAAAACUGAGUGCGGCGUCAACGCUUGUGGCGCAUUCGAAAGAUGUGACUUGUGUGGACGUGAGUGCGAAUGAUCGUUUGUGUGUGACGGGUUCAAUGGACAAAACAGCGAAACUCUGGCAUAUUGACCGGGCGAAAAUGCAGCUGGGUAUUGCUGGAACGUUGAGUGGACAUCGGCGAGGUGUAUGGGAUGCUAAAUUCUCAUCCACCACUCAGGUAAUUGCAACAUGCAGCGGUGAUUGUAUGGUACGUGUGUUCUCAAUAGGUACGAAAGAGUGUUUGGCAACGUUGAGUGGUCACCCGUCAGCUGUCCUCAAGGCCAUUUUCUUGAAUAACGACAAACAGUUGUUGUCGGCGGAUAGUGGAGGUUUGUUGAAAAUAUGGUCGUUGUCGGGGAAAGAUUGUGUGUCAACAGUCGAGGCGCAUGAUGACAAAAUAUGGACGGUUCUGGGUUAUGAGGAUGAAAGCCGUUUCGUUACUGCUGGUAGUGAUGGCCGUAUCCGAAUAUGGGAAGAUGUAACCGAGAAGAAACGAGAAGAAGAAGAGCUGAAGCGGACGCAGCAAAUUAAAGACGAACAGAAACUGUCAAAUCUGAUCGAACAAGGCAGAUAUGCUGAAGCACUAUCCUUCUCACUUACAUUGUCGAGGCCUUACAACUGUUUGCAAGUAGUGAACGCUAUGUUGAAUCAAGAAGAUGAUAGCGAGUUGCGAAAGGCAAUAUGUGAUCUCCUUGAAGAGCAACUUGUGAUACUGCUUGAUUUCGCUUCUCAAUGGAACACGAAUAGUCGAACUUCAUCGGCGAGUCAGAAGGUGCUAAACGCAGUUUUGCGUACGUUUACACCUGAGCGCUUACUGAAAAUGCCAAACUUUGCGGCCGUUGUCGAGUCGUUUAUACCGUACACGAACAGGCACUUCGAACGUCUCACAAAAUCUCGUCAAAACGCAGCAUUUCUUCAUUACACAUGGUCACAAAUGAGGCUGUCAGAGGAGAAUUUCGUGCAGCGGACAUAA